Molecule: messenger RNA, 845 nt
Organism: Prorocentrum cordatum
Lineage: Eukaryota; Dinophyceae; Prorocentrales; Prorocentraceae
Source: the annotation of a GenBank genome assembly
AUGUUUGUGUAUUUUGAGGUCCUCUUCCAUGAGGUGCAGCAGGGUGUGGGCUUCGAAUCGAAGCCUGGCGCAGCUGCGGCGAAGGCGGCCCUGCGUGAGCGUGGGGCCCAGGGCGUCGCCUCACGACUGGGCAAGAUGAGCAAGCUCCGCAAUGCGGCGGGGCACCCGGACGUGCGGCUGCUGCAUGACAUUCGAAGGGUGUUCGUGGAGCCAGCUUUCGAUGAUAACGUGCAGAUGAAGUCGAAGCAGGUCGCCGAGAAGGUGAAUCAGACCGAAGCGCUGAUGCAGUCCAAAGUCGGCAGCGAUCAGCUCUCCGUGAAGUCCUUCGACCCGAAGCUCGAAGGCAAGAGCGUGGAGCCGCAAGCGAUGGACAUGAAGAGCAACACGUCCCAGUGCAAAGGCAUCGAUGGCGGCAAGUUCCAGCAUGACGAGGCCGCAAUCAACGAUAUCUUGCGCAAGGACAUCUCUGAGCUGAAGGCGGAGCUGGCGGCGGAGACGGGGCUCGAAUUUGAGCUUGUGGCCACGAGGGUGGCUCUGGCCUCGGUGACUAUUGGCAGCGGGCAGUUGGCGCAGCAGGUCGUGGAGCUGGCGCCCGGGAAGUCGGAGGCGGAGCAGGAGCAGAUGGACCCCCGUGUGGCGCUCGCCGACGCCAAGCAGAGGCUAGAGGAGGUGAGACACAACGCCGCCGAGGCGUGCCAGAGCGCUCUCGCCCUGGCGCGGGAGGCGGUGGCUGUGGCGGCGCCCCGUGAGUGUCGGCGCCGGGACUGGCGAGGUCGAAGAUGCGCCGCGUGGGUGCAGGGCAGCGGGAGGCAGUGCGCGGGGCUGGUGGCGGCGUGCGUGGUCAG